Molecule: messenger RNA, 852 nt
Organism: Glarea lozoyensis ATCC 20868
Lineage: Eukaryota; Fungi; Ascomycota; Leotiomycetes; Helotiales; Helotiaceae
Exons: 2
Coding region: 1-852 (283 amino acids)
Source: RefSeq, a predicted model, not a curated record
AUGGAUAGAGCAGAGAAUCAGGAUUAUUACGGCGGUGGUGAUAUGGGUGAGGGCCGAUAUCAAGAGGGUGGUCGUAGUGAGGAAGGGUAUGGUCGUAAUGAGGGUGGACAAGGUCGUGGUGACGGAGGAUACGGACGUCAAGAAUCUAGCUACGAGCAAGGUGGUUAUCAACAAGAAGGUCGACACCACCAAGGCGGACGACAAGAGUAUGAUCAGGGAGGAGGUCAAGGAUACAACCAAGGAGGUCAAAAUUACAACCAAGCUGGUCGUCAGGAGCAUCACCAGGGUGGUUACGCAGGCGGUAACGCAACUCAAGGAGGAAACUACGGAGGCGGUGGUGGUUACGGCGCCGACGACGACGAUGAUCUCCAAGGCGCCGUUAAACACGCAAACGAGCACGCUGGUGGAAGUGGAAACUCAGAUCUAUUCUCCAGCAUCUUAAGUGGAUUCAUGGGCAACAAACAAUCUAUCGGCCAACAACCCAUCAACGAACAAGACGCCGUCCAAUCCCACCAACAAUACUACUCCUCCUCCUCCGGCCCCAGCAACGCAUCUUCCUCGUCCAUGGGCUCCGCCGCCGCCAUGCAAGCACUCAAGAUGUUCACUGGCGGCCAGAGCGGCAACACGCCUCAGGGGAAUAGCCAGAAUGCCUUCGUCGGCAUGGCGAUGGCGCAGGCGAGUAAACUGUUCGAUCACCAGCAGAGCCAGGGGAAUGUGGCGAGUGGGAAUAGUAAGGAGAGCGCGAUUCAGCAGGCGGGCGAGAUGGCGUUGAAGAUGUAUAUGCAGAGUCAGGGGAAGAGUGGUGGUGGCGGGGCGAGUGGGUUGAUGGGGUUGGCUAGUAAGUUUUUGUAA